This is a messenger RNA of Diatraea saccharalis (sugarcane borer), 1864 nucleotides long. NCBI's taxonomy places the organism in Eukaryota, Metazoa, Arthropoda, Insecta, Lepidoptera, Crambidae. The record is from the annotation of a GenBank genome assembly.
UGCGAUGUGACAUGCCCGUCUCGUCGCAUAUCUACUGCUCUCGUCCCUCUGUAAUAAUUAUCGCCAGACAUGUUACUGUUGUACGUGAUGCUUGCGAGCGCACUCGCUUUAUGUGAUGCGCUGGUUUCGAAUCCGCCUAACAUUGUGCUAAUCAUCGCCGAUGACUUGGGCUGGGAUGAUGUCGGUUUCCACGGAUCUAAUGAGAUUUGGACACCCAAUAUCGACGCCCUAGCAUACGCAGGAGUUAUUCUGCAGCACCAUUACGUAGCACCCAUCUGCACUCCCUCGCGGGCUGCUCUCAUGACUGGAAAAUACCCUAUACAUACUGGUAUGCAACAUGGCGUCAUAUAUGGUGCAGAGCCCCGUGGUUUACCGUUAUCAGAAAAGAUUUUACCUCAAUAUUUGAAGGAACUCGGUUAUAAAACACAUUUGAUUGGCAAGUGGCAUCUUGGCAGUUACAAAAAAGAGUACCUACCUAGACAUCGAGGGUUUGACUCCCAUACAGGUUUUAUCACUGGGAAAAUAGAUAUGUACGAUCAUACCAACGCUGAGAAAGGCAUGUGGGGAUUCGAUUUCAGACGAGAUUCCGCUGUAGCGCAUGAUUUAUUCGGAAAGUAUGCAACUGAUAUCUACACCAAUGAAGCCGUUAAGGUAAUAAGGGAACACAAUGGUUCGGUACCAUUAUUCCUCAUGGUGGCACACUCGGCGGUACACAGCGGAAAUCCAUAUGAGCCAAUACGAGCGCCUGAGCAUGUCUAUGAUAAAUUCAAUCACAUAAAGGAUCGCCAGCGGCAAAAGUUUGCGGGUGUAUUGUGGAAGCUAGACGAAUCUGUGGGUAAAGUAGUGGAGGCUUUACAAACCAACGGUCUCCUACAUAACUCAAUUAUUUUAUUUACGACUGAUAAUGGAGGAGCUGCUGCAGGAUUUAACAGCAACGCUGCCUCCAAUUUCCCUUUAAGAGGUGUAAAGAAUACAUUGUGGGAAGGUGGAGUACGAGGCGUGUCAGCUUUAUUUAGUCCAAGAUUGGUGAGUAACUCGCGGGUGGCCACUCAGCAGCUGCACAUUUCUGACUGGCUGCCGACGCUGUACGGUGCUGCCGGAGGAGACGUCAGCAUAUUGUCAAACAUCGACGGCUUUAACCAAUGGGAAACUCUAUCGAAGGAUUUGAAGUCAAAAAGAUCAUCGGUUGUUCAUAACAUAGAUGAGAAUUGGGGUAUAGCAGCAAUAACAAUUGAUCAAUGGAAAUUAAUAAGUGGUACAACCUACCACGGUGAAUGGGAUGGAUGGCACAAUUCAAACCGUCGAGAUGGAGAAUACAAAAUUGAUUUGAUAAUGCAAUCAACUGCAGCACGAGCUAUCGCAAAGCUUGGGUUGAUGCCUGAUAAAAAUAAGAUAAUGUCGAUAAGAGAUGCAGCCUCAGUAAAAUGCAGCAAUGAUAGUGUCAUUAUUUGCAAACCUUUAGAGGCACCAUGUCUGUUCAACAUUAAAGAGGAUCCAUGUGAAUUAAGGAAUCUUGCAGAAUCAGAACCAGAAAUAUUGCAUAAAAUGCUAACAGAACUGAGCGAAGUUAACAGAACAGUUGUACCACCAAACAAUAAACCUGUUGAUCCACAUGGUGACCCAAAAUAUUGGGGACAACUAUACUUUAAUUUUGGGGAUUUUGAGCUUAGCAAUUCUAAUCCUACUGGUAUUAAAUCAUGUAACAAUUCGUAAUAUAUUGAAUCUGUCGCAAUUUAAAUUGUUGUGUUUCAACGUCAAUAAAAACAAUCGAAUAAAAAAUCAUGUACUUUUAUUCUUAUUAACCUAUUCAGAAUAUUAAAACAAGGAAACAGAAAUAAAUGAAAAUACCUAUUCAUGUAUUCAA